CCCCGCUACACCGGAACAUCGGGGGGAACAAUGGCGGAUCUACGUUUAAUACAUCUCGUUUUAAUUUGUUUUGGAUCUAUAAAACAACAUUACAGAAAACGAGUUAAUUGUAGCUAAUACAUGACGUCGGUGGGAAUUAUAUUAAGCGUGCACAGAAUGUAACGGGCACCUAUAUUAAUUACAAUUUGUAUUUAAUUCAAUUCAACAUAUCUGUGGUAGAUGUCAGACGAGGCCGUCUCCAUCCUAAUUAAAUUCGUUUAAAAAAAUAGACACCGAAUCAAAUAUGACAUGCUAACUGACUUUAGCUAAAGAAGAUUGGUCGAACUGCCUUACGGAAUUUUAACGUAACCGGAAGUUGAUAACGGGGAAUUGUCUUGCUGUGCGCCGAGUGGGACCAUCACACCGCUCUGUUGACUUUCUGCUAGCUCGGAACGAAUGAAGUCCUGUGAAGUACAAACUGUGUUUUUUAAUUAGUUGGCUAUUUUCAUGAAGUGAACACACCUUUUAACACAUUUUAAUACUGAGACGUAACACGCACUUAAAGCCUGAAGUGUGUUGCCAGGUCCGGUUAUACGAGUUAGAUUUCAAGGCUAACGUAACUUUCCAAGGAUGCAGGUACAGAAGGUCGUCCUCAACUCACGACCGGGUAAUGACGGGGCGCCAGUUCCUGACAACUUCCGGCUCGAGGUGACGACUUUGGCACCUGACCUGAAAGAUGGGGAGGUCCUUCUUCGGACGCUUUGCUUAUCAGUUGACCCUUACAUGCGAUGCAGAAUGAACGAAGACACCGGUGUUGAUUACGUGACUCCAUGGCAACUGUCCGAGUGUGUGGACGGCGGAGGCGUCGGCGUGGUGGAGUCCAGCCUCUGCAGCGCCUGCAGCGAGGGAGACGUGGUCACUUCCUUCAACUGGCCUUGGCAGACCAAGGCUGUCAUGAAAGGAAGUGCCUUACAGAAGGUUGAUCCAAAGAUUGUUGACGGGCGCUUGUCUUACUUUUUGGGUGCAGUUGGCAUCACAGGCCUCACUGCUCUGCUGGGCGUAAGGGAGAAGGGUCAUGUGACCAAAGGGGCCAAUCAGACCAUGGUAUUGAGCGGUGCCGCUGGGGCCUGUGGCUCAGUAGCCGGACAGAUCGGCAGGCUGGACGGCUGUGUCAGGGUCGUCGGGAUCUGCGGUUCGGACGAGAAGUGCAAAGCUCUGGUGGACGACCUGGGCUUUACAGCAGCCAUCAACUACCGAGGGGAGGACGUCCCCACGAGGCUCGAGGAGUGCUGCCCCGAUGGGAUAGAUGUCUACUUUGACAACGUGGGAGGGGCCAUCAGCGAUGCCGUGAUCACACAGAUGAACGUCGACAGCCAUGUGGUCCUGUGUGGGCAGAUCUCGCAGUACAACAAGGAUGUGCCGUAUCCUCCACCGCUGAGCGACGGCGUAAAGGAAACGCUGCGACGGAACAACAUCACGCGGGAGCGCUUCACGGUGCUCAACUACAUGAACAAAGCCGAGGCCGCCCUCAGUGAGCUCGGCCAGCUGGUUCAAUCAGGCCAAAUCAAUGUGCUGGAAACUGUCGUUAAUGGCAUUGAAAAUAUGGGAGAGGCAUUUUGCUCCAUGAUGACGGGGGGGAACAUUGGCAAGCAAAUUAUAAAGAUAUCGGAGUAAAAGAAAACCCUCCGCUCUCACCUGGCAGGCGCCUUGGGAAAUUAACCUCCAGUUUCUAUCUCUCACCUUCAGCACUAACUGAAUAAACUCAAAUGAGAAAUCGCAUUAAUUAGCCGAGACCAGUCGAUCGCAAUUAUGAACCGUGAAUGAGAGAAAGUCUCACAAUCUUCUUUGAAAUUGUGUCCUUGUGAAUAAUGUGAAGAGCGUUGGGAGGUUAUAACUCAGAGUAAUACUUAUUGAUGUAGACGUUUGUAUAAUAUUGGUGCUGCAGUUUAAUAAUGUAGAGCCCAAUGUUGUAAUGCUACCUCGUGAUAUUAAACGCUUUUCUAAAUUGCA
This is a messenger RNA of Pseudoliparis swirei, 1989 nucleotides long. RefSeq names its product prostaglandin reductase 2 (gene ptgr2). The transcript has 8 exons. Gene Ontology annotation, biological process: prostaglandin metabolic process. NCBI's taxonomy places the organism in Eukaryota, Metazoa, Chordata, Actinopteri, Perciformes, Liparidae. The record is from RefSeq and is a predicted model, not a curated record. The coding region runs from base 610 to 1653 and encodes 347 amino acids. Gene Ontology annotation, molecular function: 15-oxoprostaglandin 13-reductase [NAD(P)+] activity.